Messenger RNA from Emys orbicularis (European pond turtle), 1175 nucleotides. RefSeq names its product succinate dehydrogenase complex assembly factor 1 (gene SDHAF1). The record is from RefSeq and is a predicted model, not a curated record. Gene Ontology annotation, biological process: mitochondrial respiratory chain complex II assembly. Bases 110 to 478 code for a protein of 122 amino acids. Lineage: Eukaryota; Metazoa; Chordata; Testudines; Emydidae. The transcript has 3 exons. Gene Ontology annotation, cellular component: mitochondrion.
UGUCUCAACGUUCUGAGCCGGCUGGGGAACAGCUGCUGGGAGGCUCCGAGCAGGGCUGGUGGCCUCAGACCAUCCGAGGCUGGUGAUUCAUGUGAUUUCCAGCACGCAGAUGGUUUUCUGUCUAUUACAGACCACUGCUGGAGUGGGACCUUUGCAUAGAGAAGUCGGCCCCUGUUUUGCUGUAGUGGCUCUCCCUGAUGAUCUGAGUGGAUCUUCCCGGUACACCAUGGCACGGCAUAGCAAGCUCCAGAAGCAAAUCUUAAGCUUGUACAGACAGUUCCUACGAGCCGGCAAAGAGAAGCCGGGGUUCUUACCUCGGAUACAGGCCGAGUUCCGGAAGAACGCCAGCAUCCCCCGGAUGGAUGUUAUGCACAUUGAGUAUCUCAUCCGCCGCGGCCAGAGGCAGCUGGAGCAGCUCAGAGACGUUAACACCAAACAAAUGGGCACCUUUGUCAAAACCAAGCCGGAAGAGCGGUGACCCCUGCUGGCUGGCGCGGGCGGCUUUCUUGUACUGGGACAGUUAGCGUGUGAAUUCAGAGACGUGCCUUCCAGAUUCUCACAUCCUCGUGCACCCCUUUCUGUUUGCACAUGGGUCCGAUCACAGUGAAGGAAAACUAUCCAGUCGGUGCAAUUGUCCUACCUGGAUUGGAGUUCACUGGGAUAAAUGAAGACUGGUUUAGGUGUCUCUACACGAGGGAACCACUAGAGGGUGCAUUUGAGAAGCCGAUCUCUAUAAUUCUAAGCUUUUUAAUAAUUCAAGUGUAGAUGGGUGAUCUGGAGGUGACGUUCUUGUUUCCAAUACCUGGGACGUAAUCCGUUCCUACCCCUGUUGCCUCCUCUAUUCUCAAACAGGCAGAUUACCCAGAAAAAUAAAAGAAAGGGACAGUGGUGGGUUGAAAUUCUAUUUCUGUCAUUUUUUUUAUUAUCUAUAGUGCCUAAAAGCCCCACCCAUGGACCAGGCCCCCACUGCGCUAGGUGCUGUACAAACAGUGGAUCUGGGUGCUACAAUUCUUGAGUGCCCCACCAAAGUGCUUUCGAAGGAUCAGAAAGAGCCGAGCACCUGCCUUUUGAAAAUCGGGUUCCUUAAGGUGUCUCAUGACGGGCGGCUCCUUCCCUGCAACCCAAAAUCACUACCCACUUCUGAAAAUAAAGGCCUUUGGGCCAAGGUGUUUUCC